Messenger RNA from Camelina sativa (false flax), 1506 nucleotides. Its product is annotated as putative phospholipid-transporting ATPase 9. Gene Ontology annotation, biological process: phospholipid translocation. Gene Ontology annotation, molecular function: ATPase-coupled intramembrane lipid carrier activity. Gene Ontology annotation, cellular component: plasma membrane. The record is from RefSeq and is a predicted model, not a curated record. NCBI's taxonomy places the organism in Eukaryota, Viridiplantae, Streptophyta, Magnoliopsida, Brassicales, Brassicaceae.
CUUUUCAAGUGGGAAAGGAUGAUGAGACCAUGGACAGCUCCACUCAACCACACGAACAUGAGGAGCAGCUUGAACCAGAGGAAGCACCGGAGGAGCAGCUUGUACCAGCGGAAGCAGCGGAGGAAGCAUUAACCGUUCCGGCGGGUCCUAUAACAAGGUCACGGUCCAAGAGGUUCAACCAAGCCAUCACUGGACUACUCAAGGAGCUGGACAAGAACCAAGAAGACAUGGCUCAAACCACUAUGACGUUGCUCACAGCUCAAGGUGCUCGGUAAAGGGUAAAGUGUUGCUUUGGUGCUCUUUUUCCCUUGGUCAAGUUUUGUCCCAUUGGGUUUUCUUGACAAGGUUUUUAAUGAGGCCUAAGUAACAUUUUCAAGCCCCUUUGCCAGCCCAAUUCGUGGUCCAAGGUUCCCCACAAAGGCCUUGGCCCAUUUUCUAUCUCUUUCUCAUUCAAACUUUGCAUUUAUUGCUUUUGUAAUUUCCAAGACUUUGUGCAUGAGCUUGCAUGAGUGUGGACUCUUGCAUGAGCUCCACCUCUUCUCUUCUAGAUCCUUCUCCUUCGUCCCCCUUCUCCUAUUUAAAGACCUUGUAUCUCUUCUUUGUUUUUCAUCAAACAUUUUAAUCAAAAACCUUUCUUUUACUUGUUUGAUCUGAGAAGUGUGUAAUAUCUUCUCAACUUGUUUUCUUCUUAGUGUGUCAUAUCUAAGUUGAACUCGAGCCUGAAGUCUAAGAGAUUUUCAUCUCUCUUGGAAGUUCACUUCAAUCCCCCUUUUCAUCCACUGCAUCAUUUCACCAUUCCAUGUCUUUCAAUCCGCUGCAUAAUCAACCCCCUUCACCUUCCAUUUGUCCGAUCUAUUGCAUCUUUGGUCUCUUGAUCUUCAUCAGUCCGACCCAUCAUCUUCAAGACCUUGCGAGUGUGUUCUUGGGAAGCAGAUUCCUCUUCAGGAGUCUAUCAAAAUGGCAAUGCAGGUGACAAGACUAGUAAAAUCUGGAAAUGGUAAAACGACAUUAGCAAUUGCUGAUGACGCUAAUGAUGUUGGAAUGCUUCAAGAAACAGAUAUAGGUGUUGGGAUUAGCGGUGUGGAAGGAAUGCAGGCUGUAAUGUCCAGCGACAUAGCGAUUGCUCAGUUCAGAUAUCUGGAGCGUUUGUUACUAGUCCAUGGACAGUACUGGUGUUACAGGCGGAUCUCGACAAUGAUUUGCUACUUCUUCUACAAGAACAUUACAUUCGGUUUCACUCUCUUCUUAUAUUAAACAUACACAACAUUCUCAUCGACACCUGCCUACAACGAGUGGUUUCUGUCUCUUUAUAAUGUCUUUUUCUCAUCCCUUCCGGUUAUUGCUCUUGGUGUCUUCGACCAGGAUGUCUCUGCACGGUAUUGUCUAAAGUUUCCGCUCUUAUACCAAAAAUGUUCUAUUCAGCUGGCGCAUGAUACUUGGCUGGAUGUUCAACGGAUUCUACAGUGCAAUAAUCAUUUUCUACAUCUGCUCAUGUUUUCAACUUUA